This is a messenger RNA of Dromaius novaehollandiae (emu), 1266 nucleotides long. It is a transcript of the gene FGFBP1, whose product is annotated as fibroblast growth factor binding protein 1. Bases 169 to 882 code for a protein of 237 amino acids. The record is from RefSeq and is a predicted model, not a curated record. The transcript has 2 exons. Gene Ontology annotation, molecular function: growth factor binding. Gene Ontology annotation, biological process: cell-cell signaling. Lineage: Eukaryota; Metazoa; Chordata; Aves; Casuariiformes; Dromaiidae.
GUAUUGUGUUGUAAUAAUCUUGCUGGAGACCUGAAGGUGUGUCUCUGCCUAUAAAUACCACACUGCUUUUACAGCUAGCUCUGAGUCUUUUGAAGGAGCUGAGCUUCAUCGUGAGUUGCAUCUGGAUAACUCCAAGUACUGUUCGAGAUAACAAGCAAAACAAAGGCCAUGAAGAUCAAAAGCUUUGGACUUGUUUGUGUUUUGAUUCUGGUCUCUCAGAUGCUACUAGCUAACUGCGAAAGUCAGAAGGAAAGAAAAAAAGAAAGACAAGGUGUAGAAAAGGGUGGAAAAACCCAAGCUGAAUCUAACCAACAGAACGAAAAGGGGAAGUCAAAAGGAGGAAAGGCAUCACCUAAAGGCAAGUUUAAAACCAAAGAAAAUGCUGAGUGCACCUGGGCAGUGGCUGACAUCAAUGCUGCUACUGUGCACAUAGAAUGCAAGAAUGGUGAAAGCAAGUUCUGGUGCGAAUUCUCAGGAGACCCUUCCACCUGUCCACAGUAUGCAGCAAACCAGAAAUCCUACUGGAAACAAGUCUCCCGAUCCCUAAAAAAACAGAAGCAGAUCUGUCAAGACCCCAAAAGUGUCCUAAAAUCUAAAGUUUGUAGGAAAGGCCCACAAAGUGCUCAUCUCAAAUUGACAAGCUCAAGCCUGCUAAUAUUAAUGGGUCCUGUGAAAGUGAAUGCAGCUCAUCAUGCAAAGGAAGGUGCACAGACUGCAGCCUCUGCUUCUGUGACUAAAAAGCAGCCAGAACAAAAUUUCCAAGACUGUGUUGAAGAUAUAGAUUAUAUCGAUCAGAAAAAGGUGGCUGAGGAAUACUGUCCAGAAAGCUUGCUCUCUUUCUGCAACUUUUUUAUUGCAAUGGUACAAGACAAAAAGUGCUGAGAAAUGUUUGUAAAACUCUGAAUCAUGGAAAUCUGGUUUCAUCUAAGUUACUGCAAAACUAUUCCAGAUUUUAUUCUCAUGUUACAUAGUGUAUAUAAGAAAAAAAGGCAUACAGUUGUAUAUUUAUGCAUCUUUUCUGAUUUUUGUAUUUACAGAACAGACUACACUUGGCAUAGUUGAAGAUGUUAUAGAUUUAUUUGCAUAUAUAUUGCUAUGCAGGUGUUACCAAUAGAUGUUACAUAUUUGACAUAAAGGUAAAGAAGUCCCUCUUUGAGCUGUGCUAGCCAAAGUGAUGAAUUCAGUGCUAUGCACUUCUUGGUUGUGUACAAUACUUUUGACCUAAAAACUACUAAGAAAAAUAAACGUCAAAAUAUGUUCAAAAUA